Condylura cristata (star-nosed mole) is the source of this 1777-nucleotide messenger RNA. RefSeq names its product ERO1-like (S. cerevisiae) (gene ERO1A). Lineage: Eukaryota; Metazoa; Chordata; Mammalia; Eulipotyphla; Talpidae. The transcript is spliced from 16 exons. Bases 95 to 1501 code for a protein of 468 amino acids. Gene Ontology annotation, cellular component: endoplasmic reticulum; endoplasmic reticulum membrane. The record is from RefSeq and is a predicted model, not a curated record. Gene Ontology annotation, biological process: protein folding in endoplasmic reticulum. Gene Ontology annotation, molecular function: protein-disulfide reductase activity; thiol oxidase activity; FAD binding.
GGGGGCUGGCCCGGCCGGGCUUCUUCAGCGGACGCUCGGCCUGCGCCCCAGAGCUGGGUGCUCCGAGGCGCUGGCAACUCGCUCCUGAGUGGCUAUGGGCCGCCGCUUGGGUUUCCUGAUCUGUCUCCUGGGGGCCGUGUGUGUACUUGGUUCCGGCCGCGGCGGACCGCAGUCCCGGGAGACGGCGGCGCAGAGGUGCUUCUGCCAGGUUAGUGGCUACUUGGAUGACUGUACCUGUGAUGUUGAAACCAUCGAUAGAUUUAAUAACUACAAGCUUUUCCCAAGACUACAAAAGCUUCUUGAAAGUGACUACUUUAGAUAUUAUAAGGUAAACUUGAAGAGACCGUGUCCUUUCUGGAAUGAUAUUAGCCAGUGUGGAAGGAGGGAUUGUGCUGUCAAGCCUUGCCAUUCAGAUGAAGUCCCUGAUGGAAUUAAAUCUGCAAGCUAUAAGUAUUCUGAAGAAGCCAAUAAUUUUAUUGAAGAAUGUGAACAAGCCGAACGACUAGGAGCUGUGGAUGAAUCUCUGAGUGAGGAAACGCAAAAGGCUGUUCUACAGUGGACCAAGCAUGAUGAUUCCUCAGACAACUUCUGUGAAGCUGAUGACAUACAGUCUCCUGAUGCUGAGUAUGUUGAUUUGCUUCUUAAUCCUGAGCGCUACACUGGUUACAAGGGACCAGAUGCUUGGAAGAUAUGGAAUGUUAUUUAUGAAGAAAACUGUUUUAAGCCACAGACGAUUAAAAGACCUUUAAAUCCUUUGGCUUCUGGUCAAGGGAAAAGUGAAGAGAACACUUUUUACAAUUGGCUGGAAGGCCUCUGUGUAGAGAAAAGGGCAUUCUAUAGACUUAUAUCUGGCCUACAUGCAAGCAUUAAUGUGCAUUUGAGUGCACGAUAUCUUCUACAAGAAACAUGGUUGGAAAAAAAAUGGGGACACAAUAUUACAGAAUUUCAGCAGCGGUUUGAUGGAAUCUUGACUGAAGGAGAAGGACCAAGAAGGCUUAAGAACUUGUACUUCCUCUACCUAAUAGAACUGAAGGCUCUUUCAAAAGUGCUACCAUUCUUUGAGCGCCCAGACUUUCAACUCUAUACCGGAAAUAAAGCUCAGGAUACAGAAAACAAAAUGUUACUUCUAGAAAUACUUCAUGAAAUCAAGUCAUUUCCUUUGCAUUUUGAUGAGAAUUCCUUUUUUGCUGGGGAUAAAAAAGAAGCAAGCAAACUAAAGGAGGAUUUUAGGUUGCAUUUUAGAAAUAUUUCAAGAAUCAUGGAUUGUGUUGGUUGUUUUAAAUGUCGACUAUGGGGAAAACUUCAGACCCAGGGUUUGGGCACGGCUCUGAAGAUCUUGUUUUCUGAGAAAUUGAUAGCAAAUAUGCCAGAAAGUGGGCCUAGUUAUGAAUUCCAUCUCAACAGACAAGAAAUAGUAUCAUUAUUCAAUGCAUUUGGCAGAAUUUCUACAAGUGUGAAAGAAUUAGAAAACUUCAGGAACUUGUUACAAAAUAUUCAUUAAAGAAAACAAGUUGAAAUAUGCCUGUUUUUGGACAAAGGAGGCCAAAGAGUGGAAUUUCAUUCAAAGGCAUAAAGCAAUGACAGUCUUAAGCCAAACAUUUUAUAUAAAGCUGCUUUUGUAAAAGGAGAAUUAUAUUGUUUUAAGUAAACAAUUUUUAAUUGUGUGAAAUCUAUGUAUAAUAUUGUGAGUAAAAGUAAUAUUUGAUAAUGUGAUAUAAAUUGAAAAGUAGUAUUUGACAAUAUGGUCCAAAUUGAAUAAAAUCAGGAUUAUUAAAUU